AUGAAGAAGGGUGUCCCGUUUGUAUGGGAUGAGGCCUGCAAGAAUGCAUUUCAAAGCAUCAAGUCCUAUUUAAUGAAGUCGCCUGUGCUAACUGCUCCAAUUCCAGGACGCUCGCUGAUCCUUUACAUCUCCGCCCAAGAAAGCUCGGUGGGUGCUUUACUUGCACAAGAGAAUGAUAACCGGAAAGAAAAUGCCCUUUAUUAUUUAAGUAGAAUGAUGACGCCAAAUGAGCUCAAAUAUCUGCCAAUUGAGAAGUUGUGUCUGGCCCUUGUAUUCGCCAUCAGGAAGCUCAAGCAUUAUUUCGAAGCGCAUACAAUUCGACUAGUUUCCAGGGCAAACCCAGUGAAGUAUGUCAUGUCAAAGGUUGUUCUUUCCGAUCGACUUGCUAGGUGGUACUUAUUAUUUCAACAGUUUGAGAUCAGUUAUGUACCACAGAAGUCCAUCAAGGGGCAAGCCUUAGCAGAUUUCCUAGCUGAUCAUCCAAUUCCUGCCGAAUGGGAGCUGUCCAGUGACCUACCUGAUGAGGAUGUGCUUGUGGUUGAAGUUUUACCUCCAUGGAAGAUGUACUUUGAUAGAGCGGCACACAAAGAGGGGGCAGGUGCUGGAGUUGUCUUUGUUACGCCUGAAGGGGAAGUGCUUCCUUAUUCAUUUACCUUGACGAAACGCUGCUCGAACAAUGUUGCCGAGUAUCAGGCACUCAUUUUGGGACUUGAAAUUGCAGCCGAUAUGAAGCAACUAAGGGUUAACAUAUACGGGGACUCCAAACUAAUUAUCAACCAAGUUCUUGGGGUUUACAAAGUAAAAAAGCCUGAGUUGAUCCCAUACAACAGUUAUGCAAAGACACUCCUGCAUUGGCUAGGAGAUGCUACGAUGGAGCAUAUUCCAAGGAAACAUAAUAAGCAAGCCGAUGCCUUAGCUGCUUUGGCUUCAACUAUAUCACAUCCUAUAGAUGAGGCUCGGCUACGAGUAUGCCAAAAAUGGGUGGUCCUCCAAUCUUCGAGGACGAUGGCUCUCUUGACGACAUUGUUGAACUCCCGACUGCUUCUGUCUAUGAGGUAG
Messenger RNA from Ipomoea nil (Japanese morning glory), 1059 nucleotides. RefSeq lists its product as uncharacterized. The coding region runs from base 1 to 1059 and encodes 352 amino acids. Gene Ontology annotation, molecular function: nucleic acid binding; RNA-DNA hybrid ribonuclease activity. The record is from RefSeq and is a predicted model, not a curated record. NCBI's taxonomy places the organism in Eukaryota, Viridiplantae, Streptophyta, Magnoliopsida, Solanales, Convolvulaceae. The transcript has a single exon.